This is a messenger RNA of Drosophila sechellia, 655 nucleotides long. RefSeq lists its product as uncharacterized. The record is from RefSeq and is a predicted model, not a curated record. The transcript has a single exon. Lineage: Eukaryota; Metazoa; Arthropoda; Insecta; Diptera; Drosophilidae. Bases 108 to 554 code for a protein of 148 amino acids.
AUUGAAUUCUGCUGUCUUACUAAAACACAGGCAGUCGUCAUUUACAAACAUUCCCUUCAACGAAUCACACGUUCUACCGAUAAGUUGUAGAUAAAUAUCACAAGACAAUGAGUCAAGAAAAUGGAGAACAAGCCGCGACUGAUGAAGGAGCUCCUCCAUUACCGCAAUCACCAGAAAACGUUGCGGAAAAUGUGAAAGAAACCGAAGAGGUUCAAAAGUCACCGUCACCCAUGUCCCAGGGCUGCAGAAGUUCGAGGAUUUUAAAUCGGGAACGUAAAUGUAAGGAACCAGAAGCCCAAGCGUCGAAAUCAGUGAAUGUGAGAAAAUGCAAAAGGACAAGGAUCCAUAAAUCGAAAAGGACUUUCUACGAAGAUCGCGCGGUCAACUGUAGCAAGUGCGGAACAUCCACGAUCUUUUUCCCUGCCCGCACCAAGUUUUUCUCAUGUGCCGAGAUAGAUGGUCGACUGUUUAAGGUGAAACGGAUCUCGGCCAGUAAGGUACUGGGUGGUGCCUACCGUAAGCUAUCAAUGAAGCGGUCUAAAUUAGACUGUUAAAAAUUGUUGUCUACGUUCAGGAAACAAGCGUACAAAAUUUACUUGAAAUGAAUAAUUAUCUAAAUUAUUCGUAAAAUAAAUGUACAACUUUCAAUCAGAGA